GGGGCCCUCACGUGACCUGGAGCUGCAGAGCGACGCAGCCUUCGGUGCAGUCGUCACUCCCGUCUGAGUACCGGCUCCCCGCGGUCCUGCGCCGGGCGGGCUGGCAUCAGGCCCGAGGAAAGCGGAGCAGGUUUGCGGGUGUAGGUGUCAAGUGUCGUGGUGGUGCACUCACGGCGAGAAUCGGGAGGAGGAGACAGCAAGGAUAGGCCCAGGAAAACGAAGAAAUGGAGCAGCCCAUGCAGAAUGGAGAGGAAGACCGCCCUUUGGGAGGGGGAGAAGGCCACCAACCUGCAGGAAAUAAUAGACGGGGACAGGCUCGCCGACUUGCUCCAAAUUUCCGAUGGGCCAUACCCAAUAGGCAGGUCAAUGAUGGGAUGGGUGGAGAUGGAGAUGAUAUGGAAAUGUUCAUGGAGGAGAUGAGAGAAAUCAGGAGAAAACUUAGGGAGCUGCCGUUGAGGAAUUGUCUGCGUAUCCUGAUGGGGGAGCUCUCUAACCACCAUGACCAUCAUGACGAAUUUUGCCUUAUGCCUUGACUCCUGCCAUUUUCCAUGAGAUUAAUACUGUGAUUCAACACUGUUUUCUUUUUCCUUGCAUUUUCCUCAUAUACCUUUACUGAUUCGUUUGCUGUGAACCUUAUGUAAUUUCCAUGUGUCAGGUGGGUUCUGUGUUACCAGAUUCCAAUUGAAGAUUGCCUUGGCACCCAGUCUAAGUUUCUGUCAACAGUAGAGUCACCCAGUUGCAUGAAAAAGUGUAAAGUUAAUAAAGCAAUU
Odobenus rosmarus divergens (Pacific walrus) is the source of this 770-nucleotide messenger RNA. RefSeq names its product protein BEX3-like. Gene Ontology annotation, biological process: signal transduction. The record is from RefSeq and is a predicted model, not a curated record. The transcript has a single exon. NCBI's taxonomy places the organism in Eukaryota, Metazoa, Chordata, Mammalia, Carnivora, Odobenidae. Gene Ontology annotation, cellular component: cytoplasm; cytosol. Gene Ontology annotation, molecular function: signaling receptor binding. The coding region runs from base 225 to 533 and encodes 102 amino acids.